AUGAGCAGUUUGCUGUAUUCUAAAACUCUUCUUGUAGAUAAAAACAAGGGAGUUGCACUUUUACACACCACUCAUCAAACAACGGAAAUGCGUAAAUAUAUGGUGUAUAGAGUUCAAGCAGGUUUCUAG
This is a messenger RNA of Theileria orientalis strain Shintoku, 129 nucleotides long. RefSeq lists its product as hypothetical. The record is from RefSeq and is a predicted model, not a curated record. Bases 1 to 129 code for a protein of 42 amino acids. Lineage: Eukaryota; Apicomplexa; Aconoidasida; Piroplasmida; Theileriidae. The transcript has a single exon.